AUGAAGCUCCCGGCGGCGCACUCGUGGGAGAAAGCCCCGACGGACUGGGACGAAAAGAGGUAUAUGCUGCUUCGCAGCACCGCAGUCUCCAUCUCGAUCCUCCGUCGUCGCAGAUCUCCCGUGCUGUUCGGCACUACGUUAUUACUAGUCGUCAUACUUUACAUACAGCAUUUUAAGCCGUUCGCGCCGCCGCCGAGAAACGCGCAUCCGGUCGGGAAAGGGGCAUUCGAUGGGAACUGGAACUACACGCGAGAUGCGCGAAACCUGAUGCUGAGUGAAGCUCAGUGUAAACAGGCGUUUCCGAACUUCUAUCACGAGAUCGAUCGCGCGGUCGAGGAUCGCAGGAGUAAUCAUGUCACGUUAAAGGAAACGGACGAGAUGUCUAUGGGAGAGGGCUACAUCCGGGCUAUGAUUUACGACCAGCAGCUGUAUGUUAUCAACGCAGCAGGGGACGUCAAUACCCGUGGUCUUGCCUCUCUUCACGCCCUCCACCGAGCCCUGCUCACAUCCCCUGAACCUCUACCGAACAUCGAAUUCACCAUGCUGGUGGCCGACAUCGCCGAGUCCGCGUCCCCGCGGUGGGCAUACUCGCGCGAGAAAUUCAUGACGUCUCUCUGGCUCAUGCCGGACUUCGGAUACUGGUCCUGGCCGGAACCCAAGAUCGGCUCCUACGGCGAGGUGCAGAUGCGGGCGGAGCAGAUGGACGCCAAGGUGCCCUGGUCCCGGAAAAUCGACAAGCUGAUCUGGAGGGGGGCCAGCAUGGAUCUGCUCGUCAGGCAGCAGCUGGUGAACGCCAGCGAGGGGAAGGACUGGGCCGAUGUCAAGAUCAUGGUGUGGGACGACGACGCGCAGGGCAAGACGCACGACGCCUUGAAGAUGGACGAGCACUGCCAGUACAAAUUCGUCGCGCACACCGAAGGCGUCAGCUACUCGGCGCGCCUGCAGAACCUGCAGAACUGCCGGAGCGUGAUCGUCGCGCACAAGCUGAAGUGGCUGCAGCAUCACCACCACCUGAUGAAGAGCUCCGGGCCGGAGCAGAACUUUGUCGAGGUGGCGAGCGACUUCUCGAAUCUGGACUCGGUGAUGCAGGGCCUGCUGGGGAAGAAGGAGAGCGGCGAGCUGAACGCGGAGAAGAUUGCCGAGAAUAACGUCAAGACGUUCCGGGAGCGGUAUCUGACGCCUGCGGCGGAGGUGUGCUACUGGCGGCAGCUCGUGAGGGGCUGGGCGUCGGUGAGCUUCGAGCCGGAGUUCUUCAAGGGGAAUACGGGCCAGAAGGAGGAGUGGAGGGGACUGCCUGUCGAGAGCUUCAUGCUGGAGCGGAGGAUGGAGUGGGACUAUCACUGA
Drepanopeziza brunnea f. sp. 'multigermtubi' MB_m1 is the source of this 1344-nucleotide messenger RNA. RefSeq lists its product as uncharacterized. Lineage: Eukaryota; Fungi; Ascomycota; Leotiomycetes; Helotiales; Drepanopezizaceae. The record is from RefSeq and is a predicted model, not a curated record.